GAUGUCGAAGUCGAGUACAAAUAGAUCGUCCACCAUCAUAUCACCGCCCAUGCCGCCCACGAUCAAGAUGAAGAUAUGUACCGAUCCUCGACACUCGACACACUUCUCAUAGCCGCCAUCUGCCUCGCCCAACAUGACCACCCUGAUCAAACACGUCAACCGCUACUGUAUCACCCCCUCCGGUCUCGAACUGUUUGCGAACUUUUAUUACCCGCCCCAUUGCCAGGAUAGGAAACCUAGGGGGUUGUUCGUCGCUUAUCAUGGAGGCGGGGUCAUCAACGGCUCGAGAGAUGAAGAGUUUAUCAAUGAACCUGUCAGACGCGCCGUACUGGACAACGGCUACAUUCUCGUCCAACCGGGCUACCGUCUCCUGAUCCCAACAAACGGCCACGAUAUCAUCUCAGACGUCCGCAACUUUUACGACUACCUCGCUUCCCCGGCUUACACCCGGACUUUACCGGAGAACGUGCGGCCUGAUCUAGGAAAGAUCGUCGUCGCGGGCUUUUCUGGUGGAGGGUACGUCUCAAGGUUGGCGGCGAUCGAGCUGAUCGAGAGCGCCAAGGAGGGCCGACGAAAGGGGAUCGAGUGUACGGGGAUGGUCUCUUACUUCGGAAUGGGCGGGGACGUCUUCCAACCAGACUGGGCGGAGAACAAGACUGGGAAAUCGGACCCUAUGGACGAGGUCGAGCAUCUCUACAAGCGCAAAGAGAUCUCGGAUUCGCCCUACACCCCCGGGCUGAAAGGGUGGGAGAACAGGGUGGAUAGGGAUAUGAUCUGGGAUUGGUUCAGGUCGAACGGGGUCUUUGUCGACGUGCUCGCCGGGACCCGGGGGACCGUCCUUAGAGACGCUUGGGCGAAGGCCAACUCGGGCUCGGAUUCGGUGUCGAGGAUGGAAAUCGUCCGACAGAUCGUCCCUGAAGAACACCACCCGGUGAUCCCCCAGAUCUGGUUUGAGACCCCGUCGAACGCCUCGUCCUUCCCACCUAGCAUCUACGUCCACGGGACCGCCGAUGACAAGGUUCCUUAUGCCGAGAGCGUCUUGACUGUCGAUCAGUUACGCAAGGCUGGGAAGGGAAAAAAUGAGGUCGAGUUCAUCACGAUCGACGGGGUGGAUCAUGAUCUCAAAGUACCGGGAGAGAGCGAGUGUAGGCCCGAGGUAGACGAGGCGCAUGGGAAGGUGGCCGAUUUCAUUUUGAGGCAGCUCAGGGCUUGAUCCCGAUCUGGGCGAGACGAGACGGGGGUGGUAUGAGGCGUGUACAUGAUCUGUAUGCAGAGCUCAGAUGAUAUGAUACCAAUCAUCGAGUCAUCGAAUUAGAUCGUUUAUUUUCCCAAGCCUUUCGAAGCCAAGCUUGUACGAGAUCAAGCACCGAGUCAUCAAUUCCGUCAAACCUUGUUCCGGUUCCAUCCGAAAGGGUAUCGUAACGGAAGGAACUGAGCCCCGAAAGAGGGUAAUGUUCGGUUCGAGAUCGUCCUUUGAAAAUCGUCGUUCGUGAUCACUCCACCUGCAUCGGGUGCAGUAGGGGGUAGGGAGGUAAGGCGCAAUAGUACCUUUGUUCUGGGCGACGACCAAAGGGGAACGACAACCCUUUCGAAGAUCCUUUGUCGGACAGUCUCGUGAUCGUCCGCUGAGGGGAUAUAUAAGGUAGA
Filobasidium floriforme is the source of this 1647-nucleotide messenger RNA. Its product is annotated as Alpha/Beta hydrolase protein. Gene Ontology annotation, molecular function: serine-type peptidase activity. The transcript is spliced from 2 exons. Gene Ontology annotation, biological process: proteolysis. The record is from RefSeq and is a predicted model, not a curated record. Bases 134 to 1213 code for a protein of 359 amino acids. NCBI's taxonomy places the organism in Eukaryota, Fungi, Basidiomycota, Tremellomycetes, Filobasidiales, Filobasidiaceae.